CCCCAGCGCCUUCUGCAGUGCGUUCGCCGCUCGCAUCUGAGGCGCACCUCUUCGGCUCUCCUGGCAACUGUCGCUAGCAUCGACCGCGCUGAGCACAGCUUCUCGUACGACAAGACGCAAUAGAAAGUGAGUAAAUAUGGCUGGCUGGAUUCCCGGACUAGGAGAGAACAGACCACAACCCAGGAAGCUCGACAUGUCUUUCUUCGGUUACGUUCCAGACGACGGCUCCGUCGACAUUUUCACCAAAAUGGGGCAGAAGUCGCCGUCGAAACCCGAACAGGUGAUUCACAGAGAUGACGGUCAGUCCGUUCAAGAAACUGAAUCCAUCGCUCAGCAGUCGGACGUGGCGAGCGUCUCGGAUGUCCAGGACAGUUCUGUGGGCUUUUCAGAGGACAGGAUCCUAAUCAGAAAUGGGAAAAUUGUAAAUGCAGAUACAAUGUUUGAUGGUGAUGUGUAUAUUGAAGAUGGAGUGAUAAAGCAAGUUGGCAGUGAUUUGACAAUACCUGCUGGAACAAGAGAGAUUGAUGCUCAGGGCAAAUAUGUGAUGCCUGGUGGAGUUGACCCACACACAUGUUUUGAAUUUGAGAUCCAGGGCCAUAAAUCCGUAGAUGAUUUCUACACUGGCACUAAUGCAGCAGUAGCAGGAGGAACAACUACUGUCAUUAACUUUGCUAUUCCACAAAAAGAUGAAUCACUUAUUGAAAUUUAUGAGAAGUACAGAAAACUAGCAGACGAGAAAGUGUGUUGUGAUUACGGUUUGCAUAUUGGAGUGACAAGCUGGUCAGAUAAGGUUAAAGAAGAAAUGGAAGAGCUGUGCAAAGCCCAUGGUGUCAAUUCCUUCAAAUUUUUUAUGGCCUAUCGUGAUCUUUACAUGCUAGAUGAUGGUGAAAUUUUUGAAGCACUUCAUAAAUGUAAGAAUUUAGGAGCAGUUCCUCUUGUUCAUGCUGAGAAUGGUGCAGUUAUAGAACAGAAAACAAAACGUCUCCUCUCAUCUGGCAUGACUGGUCCUGAGGGUCACUACUUGUCACGACCAGAGGCUAUUGAAGCAGAAGCUGUCUACAGAGCAUGUGUUAUUGCUAGUCAGGUGAGCUCUCCACUGUAUUUGCAAGUGACGAGUAAAUCCUCAACUGCUGUGCUCAAGGCUAUGAGGAAAAAUGGUGUGGUUGUCUUUGGGGAAGUUCUUGCUUCUUCUCUGGGGAUUGAAGAUGCCAAGAAGCUAAACAACCCAUCCUGCAUUACCAACCCUCCAAUUCGUUCGACAGAGGGAACAGGGUCAUCAUUGAUAAGUGCCCUUGCUGAAAAUGGUCUACAUGUUGUUAGCAGUGGUAACUGCACUUUUAGCACAGAGCAGAAGUCUCUGGGCAUAGAAGACUUUACAAAGGUUCCACCUGGUGUAAAUGGUGUUGAAGACAGGAUGUCAGUUGUAUGGGAAAAAGGUGUGCACAGUGGUGCAAUGGAUCCAAAAUGCUUUGUAGCCAUUACCAGCACCAAUGCAGCAAAAAUUUUCAACAUAUUUCCAAGGAAGGGAUGCAUUGCUGUUGGUUCUGAUGCUGAUGUUGUAGUAUGGGAUCCAGCUGCAACAAGAGUCAUAUCUUCCAAAACUCAUCAUCAGGCUUCUGAUUUCAACAUAUUUGAGGGAUUGGAGUGCCAUGGUGCUGCUGCAUAUGUUAUUGUGAAUGGGAAAUUGUGUGUUGAAGGGAGUACUGUUAACACUUCACAGGGUACAGGAAAAUUCAUUAAUACUUCUGUAAAUCCUGAUUAUGUUUACGGCAUUUUGAAGCAACUUGAUGAAACUGCAUCACAAAAUCUGCAACCAGUUGACAGAAUAGAAGAUAAAGAAAAUGUUCCAGUGACACCAGAUGAUAAAACGACACCAACUACUUCAAAACACAAAUCUGUUCCACAGGCUGUGGUGUCUCCUUCUAUUCACACUACGCCAUCAAUGAAAGAGCAGCGGAAUUUGCACGAGUCCACCUUCUCAAUAAGUGAGGAACUGGAUAAUACUACCAAGAAAUCGUGCAUCAGAGUUCAAAGCCCACCUGGUGGAGGUUCAUCUGGUGGCUUUUGGUAGAAUGAGGACAAUUAAGAUCCAAGAUUUUCUUAACAGGGUGCCAGAUAAUGGAUGGAAACAUGUGCCCAAGAUAUUUCUGAUGCUAGGGAUUUGUAGUAUUAUGUUUCUUCAUGUCCCACAAAUGAUGAAAAUGGGAUAUAAAAGUUACCAAAAUACUCAGGUUGAAAAUGAAUUCCCAUUUUAUACUUAAUUUUAUUAUAAUAUUCUAAGUCACUUUACAUCUGCAUUGAAUAUGCCAGAUGUAGAUCGUUUGGUCCUUUCAAAGGCUUGAAAUUACUGUUCCAUCAUAAUCGUUUUGGUCCUUUCAAAGGCUUGAAAUUACUGUUCCAUCAUUUUGAUUUGGUUGUCAGUUUCAGUACUGCAAUAUCCCCUAAAGUCCUCUAAAAUAAGUUAUUUAUCUGCUAUGAAGUAAUUAUUUAAGUGAAAGUUGUGUCUCAACUGUGUAUUAUACCCAGUAACACAAAACAAGUACCAUAUUUUACAGAUAUUCUGUUUUAAGGAUCAUAAAUUUGUCAACAUGAUCAUACCAUUUCAAAAAUUUCAAAAGAAUAUUUAUUGCUAUAAUGUGUCUCCAAAAACAAUCUGCUUGCAUAUUUAGCCAGCCAGUUAUGCAAAAAUAUUAAUCAGAAAAAACAGUUGUGCUAAUUGUGUCGUGUGUGAACUCAUUUGUGGUGUUGCUAAAGAUGAAUGUUUCGAGUAACUAGUAAUGUAUUUUUGAUCGCUGACUGCUGAGAAUCGAGUCAUUUUAUGAAAUGUAGUAAUAUGUUUCACAAAUGCUAACACUGCCUACAUAUACAAUGUAUUUCACUUAAACAAUUUUUGUAAGUCAUGUACAUUGUUGUGACAAAGUAAAUACAACCACUUAUAAGUGAA
Schistocerca nitens (vagrant locust) is the source of this 2944-nucleotide messenger RNA. RefSeq names its product dihydropyrimidinase-like. Gene Ontology annotation, biological process: pyrimidine nucleobase catabolic process. The transcript is spliced from 15 exons. Bases 137 to 2071 code for a protein of 644 amino acids. The record is from RefSeq and is a predicted model, not a curated record. Lineage: Eukaryota; Metazoa; Arthropoda; Insecta; Orthoptera; Acrididae. Gene Ontology annotation, cellular component: cytoplasm; cytosol. Gene Ontology annotation, molecular function: dihydropyrimidinase activity.